Salvelinus fontinalis (brook trout) is the source of this 1425-nucleotide messenger RNA. Its product is annotated as transcriptional regulatory protein AlgP-like. The transcript is spliced from 7 exons. The record is from RefSeq and is a predicted model, not a curated record. NCBI's taxonomy places the organism in Eukaryota, Metazoa, Chordata, Actinopteri, Salmoniformes, Salmonidae. Bases 1 to 1425 code for a protein of 474 amino acids.
AUGGUCAUUGUGCUGUGUACGUGUAAAGAGUACAAUCGCUACAGUGGCUACAUCAAGUCAGUUCAGUUGCUGUGGGAGAAGCAGUGCUGUGCCCAGCAGAAAAGUAUUUUGAAACAGUUCCUAGUCUUGCAGCAGCAGGGGGAGGUUCCGUCCCACAUCUCACUGACGGAUAUUAGAGAAUGGCUCAUUGCCAAGGGCAGGAACUACUUCAAGAACACGUUUCAGAGUGAAAUUAAAGAGGGGAAGAACCUUUACUUGGCCGAACUGGCUUGGGAGGUGAAACGACGCCUCAGGCUUGAGGAGCUGGAAAGAGAAGUGUGCAGGGAGCUGCGCCUGGAGCGCCGAAUUGGACAGCCUGGUAGCCAGAUGGGAGAUUGGAGACCCCUGGGCAUGGAGACACACACACCUCUGGUAAUGGACUCUCCCUUCAGACACUUUACCUCCUCGAUGGACACUCUUUCCAGUCAGAUCUCGACUAAGAACCUCAAGGUUGCUAGGCUACAUACUGCCAGACCACGUUCUGCCAGACCACCAACUGAAAGACCUAGCAGUGACUCUGAUCACUCUGGAACCUUUUCUACUGUGAUGACCUGCUCACCACAUUCAGCUAGCCCGUCAGUGAUGACUGUUAGGGACUUGCUGCUCAUGAUUGGGCACAUAACAAGCUCAGUAUUGGAGGAGGUAAAUGGCAUCCUGAUCCCUGCCUUGGUUGACCUUAUAAGGCUGAGAGCUUCAGAAAGUGCUGCAGAGAGUUUGCUCCCCAUCAGCAGAGACACCAACGAAGAUUCAACCCAGGGCUCUGUCAGCUGUACCUCCUUACUCUCCAAAGUCAAUGUGAUCUGUCUCACUCAGAGUCCUGACAGUAGGUCCUCCCCAAUCUCCAUUGAUGAACCAGUCACUGCUGUCCAGACUUGUUGUAGCAGCAGUUCUCUGUCCAGUGAGGAACGAGCACACUCUUCCUCCAGUCAGAUCUCUACUAAGAACCUCCUGGCUACUAGGCCACGUUCUACCAGGCCCCAAUCUGCCAAACCGCCACCUGUUAAACCAUCACCUGCUAAACCACCAUCUGAUAAACCGUCAUCUGCUAAACCACCAUCUGAUAAACCACCAUCUGCUAAACCACCACCUGCUAAACCACCAUCUGCUAAACCACAAUCUGCUAAACCACCACCUGCUAAACUACAGUCUGCUAAACUACAAUCUGCUAAACUACCACCGGCUAAACUACAAUCUGCUAAACCACAAUCUGCUAAACCACCACCUGCUAAAUUACAGUCUGCUAAGCUACAAUCUGCUAAACCACCACCUGCUAAACUACAAUCUGCUAAACCACAAUCUGCUAAACCACCACCUGCUAAAUUACAGUCUGCUAAACUACCACCGGCUAAACUACAAUCUGGUGUUUGUCAGCCACUUAAGGAGUAG